CGGCCGAUGUCGUUUUUAGCGAAUGUCUCAAAGGCGGCCAAUAUGGCAUGACAAGUCAUGACAAUUUCACAUAAAAUAAACAAAAUUUAUCGAUGGAAGACUCAUUUUUUGGAUUUGAUACAUCUGUGCCGUUGGACGAUGAUGGUGGAGGGCAAAUUGCUGAACCAUCGGAAGAGGAAUAUGAUGCUUUAAAUGACGAGACCUUCGGAUCGGCAAUUAAUGGGGACUGGGAAGAAGUUCAUGAAAAUCUAGUCCGUUUGACCGGUGAUGUAGAGGGAGAUGGGGAUACUUUGGACAGUGGAGCUCAUGGUGUGGCAAGUGGUGGUUAUGGCUCGCUGUCCGGAAUGAAAAAUAGUCGAACACAACGUUUCGCAGACUCAGAUCUUGAAUUAAAUUUGUCAGGUAUGAAGUUAGACGAUGUAGAUCUGAAUUAUGGAGACAAUGAAAGCAUGAGUGGGCUGAUGGGUGAUACUGUCAAAAUGGAUCCCAGUGUUUGGUCUUUGGGCGUGAAGGAUAGAACUUUAGGUGCAAACAGUUCAGCGGUAGUAAAUCGUUUAUCCUCUAAUCCGGAGGAUUUUUUACGUGAGCACUUUCCCACGCCGUUUCAACAUCACCAACAACAACAACAAAAUCAAGAUCUAAACAAUCAGCGACAACUUCAAAUAAAACAACAACAAUCACAAAAUCUGUCUUUUGGUUUGCCUCAGUUUCCUAAAAUGUCAUUGCCUCCGCAACAGCAGCAACAACCGAAAAUUUGCACUUUGGAAGAUAUCGAACGUAAUAUGAUAAUGCAACAAACAAUGCCUAAGCAACCACAAAUUCAGCAUCAUCAACAGAGUCAACAGCAGCAACAUGAAGCUGAAAUGAUAGCGAAACAGCAAAAAAUUUUACAUGACAUUUUAAGACAUUCAUCCGAAACACCAACUCCUUUGCAACAGCAACAACAACCUCAACAUCUACAACAUGGAAAUCAUCAACAACAACAACAACAGCAGCAGCAGCAACAACAACAGCACCAGCAAAUGCUAUCCCAACAAUAUUCGCUAUUAUUGGCGCAAAAAGGUCCGCAGGGUCCGCGAGGUUUUGUUAAUCCUAAUCAACAAUCGCCCCCAAGGCCAUCGAACAAUUUUGCCAAUAAUUUGGCUCAACAUCCUUUAGGAAAUUUACUACAGCAACAGCAACAACAACAACAAGAUCUACCGCAGCCACCACCACUGCAUUCUCAGCCUCAGUUAGGUGCUGCAGGAAGUCGACUGCCCCCCGGAUUCUAUUUUCAACAAUCUGGACAUCCUCCGUUGCCACCACAUCCCCUACUUAACCAACACGGUGGAUUGCCAAAUAAUUUUCCCAAUCAACGUCCACUGCCAAAUGCACAUCUCCCAGUUGCACUCAAUAACUUCGCUAUGCAUCCAAACUUUAAUGCAAUGCGUGCGGCUGCACGUGGCAUACAUCCAGCGGCAAUUUUGGCACAACAACAUCAACAGCAGCAACAGCAGUCAGUUCCAAAUCGUAUACCCGGUCAUCUCCCAAAUUCGAUGAUGCUUCUUAAUCAAAAUCCAAACACGUCGAAUUCCUCAUUCAACAUGUUCAAUAUGCGUCUUGUACAAGAAAUUCAACAAAAUCACCCACUGCUCCAGAACGCCGCUCGCCAAGCUCAACAGCUUCAGCAACAACAGAAUUGCAUUCAAAAUCACAUUAACAUCAAUAAUAACCACAAUCAGCGUAUUGGCGGUGGUCCAAAUGCUGCAAUUGGCGGCAGUGGCAUCGUAGGAAAUCAAAAACAAAAUCAUAAUAUGAGACGUGACGGAGUGUCGGCUAAUGGUAAUUUGCCGCACGAAGAAUUCGACGAGUACGCCAAUCUUAUGAGCACUCGUGAAAAACAUUGGCUGAUUGGUAUUCAAUUGUCGCAGUUAAACACUGACACGCCAUACAUUGACGACUAUUAUUACACUGUCUAUAGGGAACGAAAGGUGGUCUUGAGUGGAAAUUUGCGUCACAGCCAGGCACACAAGGACAACCAGCUUAAUCAUCCUUUAACUCAACCCAAGGGGCACGCUCAACUUAUUCUAGUGCAGCUGGGCAAUAAGAAUGGUCAACGAAAUGGCCAGCAUCGUGAACGUCGUAAUUCUGAAAAUCACAACCAAAACCAAGAGAUGAAGUUGCCGACAUAUGUUUUUACACCUCUCAAAUUUGAAAAUUCGCUUGGUAAGUUACAGUACGGCAGUGUAACGGCACCACGUAAAAUUAUUGAUGCUGAAAUUAUGGGUAAUGAAACAUCAUCCACUUCGAUCACAACUGGAUCAAAUAACGCCGUCGCUAAGGACGUUACAUUAGUUCAAACGGCAUUGUCUGCAGACGCUGGUACAACUCUGUCAAGCAUCAAUGUUGUUGGUAUUAAAUCGGAAACUCCGGCUUUGGUGCAGAUGACAAAUACAGUUGGCGAUACGACGGCAGCCAAUAGUCAGCGGAAGUCCCGUUAUAUUCUGUUGCAUAUUGAGACUUUGUAUCGCAUCCUGCUGAAGUUGGAAGACCUAAACAAUCCGAAUGUGAUUGCGACAAUACUGAUGAAGAAGAAAAAGGAAAGCGAACGCAUUGCAGCCCUAGAACAAUUAGAAAAUGCCAAUAAAACACCAGAGGAACGAGCCACAGACACAUCUAACAAUCCAUCUAUGAAAAGCAAAUUUAACUACGAAAUCGAAACAAAAGAUGCUCUUAUUGAAAAAUUAGUGGCAGGAUUGCAACAUGACAAGGUCGUUGCCAUGAUGAAUGUCCGCAAAGGAAAGGUUUUAAUUCGUCGCAUCAUGCCGAAUAUUGAAAGCCACGACGUACGUUGGAAUGUGUGGAUUGGUGUUUUCAGCUCUUUGCAAAAUGUUUUUAAAAAAGAUCGCGAUGAUACAGAAGGCGUAUUAUACUCCCUGUAUCCUGAGUUUAAUAAACAAAUUAAAUCUGCUAACUUUGAGAUUAUUGUAAAAAUUUCUUCAGCCAUUACACUUAAUGAUAAAAAAUCGAAUGGCGUCUUUUGUAGUAAGUUUGGCAUAUCAUCAUUGGUUUGCUUAAUAUUACAAGCUGAAAAUAUUUAUGUAGCAAAUGACGAUGCAACCCUAACAGAGAACAAUAAAGAUAAAUGGCGUCAGUUUUUGGAUCAAGUUGCUUCAUCUUUAAAUCGAACAAUACAGAAUCAAACAAUCUGUGCCGCCAUCGAAUCCGAUUCCAUACAACCCAUAAUGAAUCAUUUUGCACGUUUCAAAGAUUUAAAGCUGGAUUCACUGUUGGCGUUAAUUACCGAAGCCAAACAACAAAUCAAUUGAAAAAACGAUUGACAAACAAUACAAGCAAUUUAUGGCAAAUAUUUUGUGCUAAAAAAGGAUAUAAAUAAUAAUGAACAGCAGCAGGCAAGUAGUAAAUUAAAUGUUUAUAUUUACUCAAAAACCAUAAGUAAACAUAAAGGGCAAAAUGUAGACUUACAUUGGAAAUAUGAACAAAACGGAAAUACACAUCCACUUUUAAGGACGGUGGUUUGGUUAAUUUAUUCAACAUCUUGUGGUUCUUGUUCCAAACAUUCACCCACACCUUAAUCUCUAAGAACAUAAUAAUAUACAAAGAAACCUUUAGAUACAGUUCAAAAAGUAAAAAGUAUAAGAAAAGUCCAACAACAUGAAAAUACACAUAUGUACGCACUUGCAUAUAUUAAUUUCAAUAAUACUUUAAAGAAUUUUUUGUAAGAAAUAAUUAGUUAACAAAACUUAAAAAAGCAAAUGAAAAAGAAAAAAAUACAUAUAAAAAUAUUUAAAUUAUAAUUCAUUCACAGCAUUUCUUUUAAUGUUCAUUAAAAAAAAAUUCUAAAUUCACAAAUGCAUAGAGAUGGAUUAAUGUUUAGCUUUUUUUGUAAUUAGUUAAGUCCUUUUAUUUCUAUUUUUUAUACUAAUUUCUUUAUUUCUUCUAAUUAAUAAUUUAUUUUGUGGUGCUAAUUUACAAAUGGCAGGCAUCAGCAAAACAGUUUAGUUUGUAUUCAUUUUUGUUUUCUUUUUUUUAUUAUUAUUUUUUGCAAUUAAAAGGAAAAUUAUUUAUUUUAAUGAAUAUAAACAUACAUACAAGCAAAAAUACAACAAAUUUUAUAAAUACACAUAUUUUAAAGUACUUUUCCUUUUAAUUUUUGUUUAAACAAAUCUAAUAUUUAUGCAUUAUUAUUAUAAUUUUUUCAUUUAAUUUUAUCUUAUUUUAUUUUCUAUUGGUGUUUUGUAAAUAUUUGUAAAAGCAAAACCUUAGUAUUUAGGAUCUAAAUUUUAUUUAAAAUAAACAAAAAUAAACAAAAAUAAACAAAAAUAAAAAAAAAAUAAAAAAUAAAAAAAAUAUAUAUAUAUUUAUUCAAAUAUAAACAAAAAAAUCCGAAAGAUAUAAGAAAGAAAAAGUUUAAAUAAAUUCUUUCUUGAUCGAUAAAAACAAAAUAAUUGAAAAUGUAUUCAAUAAAAUCACAAUAUGAAUUAAAACUUCAGAAUAGGCAAGUUUUUAUUUAUUUAAUAAACUUUAAUAUUAAACAAUUUUCAAUCUUACAUAUUUUAAACAUUACAUUUCGUCUAUCAAAUUAGUUAAAAUAAGUCAAUAAAAAUUCGAUGCGCUACUGUGGCUUCAUUUCAAAAUCAAUAACUAAACAGUUAACUACGGCGGUGAACAUUUUUGACAUUGUCACCGAUUUUACGCAUUUUAAUUUUAGCAAAAAAUUUUACUUAAAUAAACAUUUUUCAUUUACAUAUAUUUGCUGUUUAAAAUUAAAAGAAAUUUUUAAUUCCAAAAAAAAAAUAAAAAAAUGUUUAAUCAGUUCAACAAAACAGACACAUUAUUUCACAAGCGUAUUUUACAAAACUUAAACACAAAUUAGAGAAGGGGUAAAAUUUACCACAUCCUCCGUAGUAAAAGGUUAAAUUUUCAAAAUCUAAUAAUAUUUUCUUUUUAUUUUCGGCAACACAAUGGGUAGGAAUUGGUAAAACAAUUAGGAAAUGUUUUAUUUGAUAUUCAAGAAAUAAUUUAUGUUAAAAAAAUGAUAAAUUGUGUAAAAAUUGAAACUUAUCGUUUUUGUAGUUGAUAAAAAACUAUUCUUAAUACAUGUAUAGUAUGUAUGUAUGUAUGUAUGUAUGUCUGUCUAUAUUAUUUAAGUUUGAUGACUCUUUUUUAAAUUUAAAUUAAAUUUAAUAAAACAUGUAUUAUAAAAAUUACAAUGUAUGUCGUCUACCUGAAACUUUUUACCCAUUGUGAAUUGGAGUUUGAUUAGUUUGUUAAUAGUGUAUCGACUCGUAAAAAUAUACAUACAUUUUUGAUGUAAACGUUUUUUCAUUAACUUUUUUAAAUAAAGAAAAUGUAUUUAAAAAAUAUACAUAUAUAAAAAAAAACUUCAAAAGCCAUUAUAUAAAUAUUUAUUUCUGUAAUUAAAACGACAUAAACACACUCACCACUACUCGUAUAAUAACUGUAAACAUUUGCGGUAACGGAUCAAUAUUUGUUUAAAAAAUCCAAAAACUGCUAAUUUUAGUAAAUAAUUAAUGAUUGAUUGAUUGAUUGAUGUUUAUAUACAUAUAUAUUAUUUUGUUAUUCUUAUAAUUUUAUUAUUUUUUGUAGACUAUUGAUUUUAAUUUAGAUUUAUCCAAUUAAUGCAAACAUAAAUUUAUAAUUUCGUUUUGGUAAAAAUGUAGAAUAUAAAUAUGUAUACAAAAAUUCUGAACCUUUGUCUCUUUGUGUACGUGUGUGAAAGAGUAUACAUUUUUGCAAUAAUACUGCUGCGCACCCACUUCCUUUGAGCUUUCAUUAUUAUAUAUUAAAAAGAUUAAAAAUUAAUAAAAAAAAAUAUACAAAUUAAAACAAACGCUUUCAUAUAUUUUUUUUUAAAGUCAAGUGUUUGUUUUAUACAUUUAAAUUGAUUAAUUAAAAACAAAAUAAUUAACUCUUAAUUAUACAAAUAAUAUUAUACAAAAAAUGUCAAAAUAUAAAAAAGUAAUUGCUCCUUCUGUUUAACAAUAUUUAUGUAUGUAUGUUUAAAUUUUGUUUCUAUGUUCAAUGAAAUUAUUUUUACAAAUUUAUCUAGAUACAAACUUUUGUUCGUUUGUUUAUAUCUAUUCUAUAUUUUAUUACGAAAAGAAUAUAUUGUAAUAAAAAAAUUAACAUUUUAACAAAUUAAUAAAUUCGUUGUUCUUUAAUCACUGCAUCAAAACAUACAAA
This is a messenger RNA of Calliphora vicina (urban bluebottle blowfly), 6207 nucleotides long. It is a transcript of the gene Patr-1, whose product is annotated as Protein associated with topo II related - 1. The transcript has 5 exons. The record is from RefSeq and is a predicted model, not a curated record. Gene Ontology annotation, cellular component: P-body. Gene Ontology annotation, molecular function: RNA binding. Gene Ontology annotation, biological process: deadenylation-dependent decapping of nuclear-transcribed mRNA; P-body assembly. Bases 93 to 3308 code for a protein of 1071 amino acids. NCBI's taxonomy places the organism in Eukaryota, Metazoa, Arthropoda, Insecta, Diptera, Calliphoridae.